UAUCACAAUAACUCUAUAUAUUUAUAUAUUGUUUUCGUGAGAUUCUUGUGUAUAGUAAGCUCUUGUAUAGUCCUACUACCCUCGUAAAUAUCAUAAAUGGAUUCGCCCCCACCCCUUACCCCCUUAGUGUGAAAUAGUUUAGGAUUAAUUCCCUGGCAACGAGAUGCCUGUGAAUGCAAAUUUGGCGUUAGUUCAUCUCCGCUUUACGGAGGAAGUAAGCAGUAACACGCAGUGUCUAAAAUACAAGGAAAACACACUCUAAUUUAAAGUCUUCUUCGGAGUAGGAGUUUAAUUAUAGAACUCCUUAUCAGAGCAAUCGAACAAAAGAAAAAAGAUCGAUCUAUUUGGUGGAGUCACAGACGAGAUUAUUGGGCUGUGGUUGGAUCUUGCAUAAUAUUGAGUUUGACUUCGUCACAGCUUACUACAAGAGAUGGAUCUCACAAAUCGCCCUGGGGUACCUAAUAGUCAAGACUCAGAAAUAACCAAUCCAGGACAGAAUGGGAAUAAUUCUGACACAAGUUUGUGGGAAUCGAACGUCAGUGACUUGGUGAAUGCAGCUGCGUUCUGCAUCGUCAUCUUGUUCACAGUAUGCGGGAGUCUUCUUAUCUUGCUCUCCAUCGCUAGAAGCAAACACGUUAAACUACGCAUUAUAAGACAGUGUUACACCGCUAGCCUUGCACUCGGUAAUUUGCUCAUGGCUUGUGUCGUUAUGCCCGUCAGAAUCAUCAGUUUCGUUAACAAGCCAUUGUGGAUGUCAAGUACAAGUUUGUGCGGGGUGUACAGCAGUGUUUUUGUGUUCUGUUGUACCGUGACAGUUCUAUCUCUCACUGUUAUGAGCAUUGAUAGGUUUUUCUCGAUUCCUAGGUCCGCCAAAUAUCAGAAAUUCCUUUCGAAAGGUCGGGUUAUUGCUAUUUCCAUAGCGCUAUGGCUUCUUGCAGCUGUGGUCUCCUUUACAACAGCUGAUUUGACUUCAAGCAAAAUUCGACCGAGCUGGGACUGUAAGCUGAACCAUAUAUACAACCACAUCUUUGUUUAUCUGUUUGUGAGCAUUGAAGUUCUAACACCAGUGUUGUUAAUGCUUGCGGUUCAUUGCCGUAUCACCAAGGCAACAAUGAAUCACAUGUGCACAGUCGACAUCAGCGGCCGCAAGGUGAAGAACCUCGACUACUCUGAUGUCCCAACCUUGAAACAGGAAUCUGCCUGGGCAAGAGUGGUGAUCAAAAUCACCCUCAGUUUUAUAAUCUUCUGGAUUCCUCGUUGCAUCUUCCUGCUUCUAGAUAACAGUAAACAUGGCAGCAUACAUGAAAUUGCAGAUGGCUCUACAGAAAUUCUCACAUAUUGCUUUGGCGCCUCGCUUGCUAUUCUUCUUGCUUCUUGUUCUGAGGAGUACAAGAAUGAGAUGAUGUUGAUGGUAUGCCCAUUUAGCUGGUAUCAGCGUAAACAGCACCAAAAAAAGUACACACUGCCUUCCUCCUCCAAAAGGAUAAGCCCUGCUGAUGUUACUCCCUCUAAUUUGUACAGGACAUUCUCAAAUGAUUCAUUUCAACUAAGGGAAAUUUCAAGAUCACAGAGUACAACUGAGACUGAUGAACAAUCAAUGUGUUAAAUUCGAUUCAUAGAUCAAAUACUCCCCUCCUUUUUUGUUGUGUACCCAAAUCCUUUGAGAAUUCCUGGAUUAUCUCUCUUUUAUGGCAUUGAGUUUGCUAAUGGGGUACAUAGGCAUAUUUUUUAUUUAAAAAAUCUACAAUUUGGCAAAUAUCUUGAAUUAAAACUGCUUUUUGGCAGCGGGGUGCUUUUCCUUCCUACACAACCAUCUUAUCAAAGUUACCACCUAAAAAUUGUAAAUAGUGUACAUGCAAGCAAAGCUAUGAAGUAAGUAAUCAUAAUUAAUCAUUUAUUGAUGGUGACUGAUUAUUCUUUAUGUUAUUGAUGGCUUUGAGAAAUAGUAGAUUUAUAUAAUUAUUACAGCAAACCCAAAAUCCUUGUCUCAUUUGAGAAUAGCGCGUAGUCCAACACAAGCGUUUGGGGUCGGUUUGUCUGGUUUGAUUGACUAUACGUGCUAUUCCAAAACAAAGAAAGGAAUUUGGGUUUCUGUCAGGUCACGCAACAAGGAAUUUGGCUAUAAAGAGUUGUAUAAAAACAUAGUUAAAAGCAUGUUGUUGUUAAAAAAAUUGGGAAUGCAAGAUAAGGCCGUCCUCUGUAAGUAACAGUAUCAACAGGGACGGCUGAGAGUGAGAGAGACUGGGUCCCAUUGCUUGGUUAUAUUAUUUAUCACACACCAUAAUAAAGUGAAUAAAAAGUGAUGAUCAGUUUGA
Molecule: messenger RNA, 2315 nt
Organism: Nematostella vectensis (starlet sea anemone)
Lineage: Eukaryota; Metazoa; Cnidaria; Anthozoa; Actiniaria; Edwardsiidae
Product: octopamine receptor beta-2R-like
Exons: 1
Coding region: 431-1606 (391 amino acids)
Biological process (GO): adenylate cyclase-activating adrenergic receptor signaling pathway
Cellular component (GO): membrane
Molecular function (GO): G protein-coupled receptor activity
Source: RefSeq, a predicted model, not a curated record